Messenger RNA from Ziziphus jujuba (common jujube), 471 nucleotides. RefSeq names its product RING-H2 finger protein ATL28-like. The coding region runs from base 1 to 471 and encodes 156 amino acids. NCBI's taxonomy places the organism in Eukaryota, Viridiplantae, Streptophyta, Magnoliopsida, Rosales, Rhamnaceae. The record is from RefSeq and is a predicted model, not a curated record. The transcript has a single exon.
AUGGAUCAACAACAUCAUGCUCAUCCCCAGAGAAAAAUAUUUCUUCCUGACCCAUCGUACAUUGGCUUCUGGUUUGGAGUAACUGUGUUCAUUUCUUUCGUUGUGUUUUUCGCCAUUUUCCUACUCUGCUUGUGGAUCUUUCACAAAAGAACAAGCAGGAGAUCAAGAAACUACCGAAGAGUAAGUGAGGUAGAGCUACCCACUAUCAGAUCGGCACCACCAGCAAGAGGAGGAGUGGAUCCCGGUGUGCGUGCCGGGAUUCCUCAGAUCAGAUAUGCUUCGGAUACCGUGCUUCCGUACGAGGAGUAUACAUGUGCGUGCUGCAUCUGCCAGUUUGUGGAAGGAGAAUCCGUGUCUAUGAUUCCUAAUUGUAGACACACUUUUCAUUCCCACUGCAUCGAUUCACAUAUGGCACGUGCCACCACCUCUACUACCACUGCUGCUACUACUGAUGAUGUUGUUGACGUUUGA